This is a messenger RNA of Diospyros lotus (date-plum), 5435 nucleotides long. RefSeq names its product zinc finger CCCH domain-containing protein 44-like. The coding region runs from base 239 to 5221 and encodes 1660 amino acids. Gene Ontology annotation, molecular function: DNA binding; metal ion binding; protein binding. The transcript is spliced from 10 exons. Lineage: Eukaryota; Viridiplantae; Streptophyta; Magnoliopsida; Ericales; Ebenaceae. The record is from RefSeq and is a predicted model, not a curated record.
GCGUUUGACGCUACCAUUGCGACGGUCGCGUCUGCGAAAGGUAAAAUCACCCUCUCUCUCUCUCUCUCUCUCUCUGUCUCUCUCUCUCUCCUUCACUGAGUGCUUUCGUCUGGCUCUCAACUUCUAACUUGGCACGCCAAAACGACGCCGGAGAUGGACCACGAUCAAUAUCCAGAGUUGUGUCGCGAUCGGGAGAUAAUCUAGGGUUUUUUCGAUAACAUAGGGCUUGGAUUCUACUAUGCAAGGAGACGAUUUUUCCGGUACGGCACUGUGCAGGCCCCUUAUGGAAGGGGAGGGCCGGAGCUGGGACGGAGUUGUGCCGCCUGUCGAGCCGAUUGAGGAAAUGGAUGACUCGCGGCUCGUCGGAGUUCCCGUGGCGGUGCCGGUGGGUUCGGUUACCGUCGCCGAGGAAGCUACUGUUUCGGUGGCUGUGGAGGUCAAAGGCAAAGAGGGGGGCGAUGAGAAGCGAAAGCGAGGGCGGCCGCCGAGAGGUCAGGCUAAACCGCCGCCGCCGAAGAGGAAGAAGAAGGAAGAAGAGGACGUCUGUUUUAUAUGCUUCGAUGGUGGGAGCCUCGUUCUGUGCGAUCGCCGGGGCUGCCCAAAGGCAUACCAUCCGGCUUGUAUUAAGCGGGAUGAGGCAUUCUUCCGAUCCAGGGCUAAAUGGAAUUGCGGUUGGCAUAUAUGUAGUAUCUGUCAGAAGGCUGCUCAUUACAUGUGCUACACUUGUACAUAUUCUUUGUGCAAGGCAUGCAUUAGAGAUGCUGAUUUCUUGUGCGUACGAGACAAAGGAUUUUGCACAACAUGUAUGAGAACUGUUAUGCUGAUUGAAAACAAUGAUCAAGGAAACAAGGAAAUGGCUCAAGUGGAUUUUGAUGACAAGAGUAGCUGGGAGUAUCUUUUCAAGGUAUACUGGAUUUACUUGAAGCAGAAGCUAUCUUUAACUCUGGAUGAGCUUACUCAAGCUAAAAAUCCCCGGAAAGCAUCUGGUAUUGUGGCUUAUAAGGGCCAAGCUUUAGAUGCUCGUUCUGGUGAUAAUGACUGCAAAAGUUCCAGUUUGGACAAUGUUUCUUCAUAUCUGGAGGAAAAUGAUUCCAAAAAGAGGAGGACGAAAGAACAGCUGAAGUUACCUAAUAAUGAGAACUAUCUAAGCACAGAUAAAUUAAGUAAUGACAAAGGCACAAAUUCAGCUGCAUCCACAUACUGGGCCUCUAAAGAGCUAUUGGGGUUUGUUGCACACAUGAAGAAUGGUGAUACAUCUGUUUUAUCUCAGUUUGAUGUACAGGGUCUUUUGCUAGAAUAUAUCAAAAGAAACAAUCUUCGUGAUCCCCGCCGGAAAAGUCAAAUUAUUUGUGAUUCCAGGCUUAAGACAUUGUUUGCCAAACAACGUGUUGCCCACUUUGAAAUGUUAAAGCUUCUUGAAUUUCAUUUUCUUACAAAGGAGGAUACAAGGAAAGAUGCUAUUCACAGCAACAUUGUUGAUGCUGUUCUAAGUCAGGUUGAGGGUGGUGGCAACUCUGAGAACCAACUAAUGGUGGGUAAAGAUAAGAAACGUAAAACUCGCAGAAAGGGUGAAGAAAGAGGGCCGCAAACAAAUCUCGAUGAAUAUGCUGCAAUUGAUGUUCACAACAUCAACUUGAUUUAUUUGCGUAGGAAUUUGAUGGAAAGUUUAACUGUGGAUAAUGAAAAAUUCCAUGAGAAGGUUGUUGGCAAAUUUGUCCGAAUACGCAUUUCCGGUAGUGAUCAGAAGCAGGAUUUAUACAGGCUUGUCCAAGUUGUAGGUACAUGCAAGGUGGCUGUACCUUAUAAAGCGGGGGAAAAGAUGGUAGAUGACAUGCUCGAAAUACUAAACUUGGACAAGAAAGAGACUGUAUCAAUAGAUGCCAUUUCAAAUCAAGACUUCUCUGAGGAGGAAUGCAGACGUUUACGUCAAAGUAUGAAAUGUGGGCUUGUUAAGCGAUUGACUGUAGGUCAGAUACUGGAGAAGGCAAUGGUACUUCAGGAAGUUAGAGUAAAUGAUUGGCUGGAAACAGAGAAAUUGAGGCUUAAGCAUCUUCGAGAUCGAGCGAGUGAGAAAGGGCAUAGAAAGGAGCUUAGAGAAUGUGUAGAGAAAUUAGAGCUUCUGAAGACGCCUGAGGAACGGCAGCGCAGGCUGCAUGAGACUCCUGAAGUACAUGCUGAUCCAAAUAUGGAUCCUAAUUGCGUAUCCGAUGAUGAUGAUGGAGAAGUUAACUAUAAUAAACAAGAUGAAUAUAUCAAACCAAAAUUUUCAGGAUUGAGUGGAAAUGGAAGGGGUCCAAUCUCUUCAGCAAAUGGCCUAGAUUCUGUCAGUAAGGUAUGGAAAAGGUCAGCGGCUUUUGAGCAAAGUAGAAACAUGUCAAGUAAGUAUCAUUUGGAGAAAGAAGCUCCUAGCAGUAUUAUGGGGAGAAUGGAUGCAUCAUCUUGGCCUGUGAAGAUUUGUAGAUCAAAUAGUUUUGAGAAACCAGGAAACCAGGGUGGUUCUUCUGCUUCGAAGGUUGGUGACUCGAACAAUCAGGCUGUGCUGAGGUCUGGUUCUUCCUCUGGGGGUGCAUCAGAAACUUCAAUUGCAUCUCUCUCUAAUGGGAGUGCAUUAUCUGCAAAUGAUAGUGAAACAGAAAAAUUGUGGCACUACCGGGAUCCAAAUGGAAAAAUUCAAGGGCCAUUUUGUAUGGUGCAGUUGCGUAAGUGGAGUACAACUGGAUACUUCCCACAUGAUAUGAGGGUAUGGGCUAUAAAUGAUGAGGAAGCUGAUUCAUUACUCUUAACUGAUGUAUUGAAUGGGAAGUCUCACAAAGUAUUUCCCUUGCAAAAUAAUGUCUCUUUACCAUCUUGGGAAGUUACAGGUGGUUCUGAUAGUAGAUUAUAUUGCUCAGAUGAUGCGAGGAGAGGAACAAUGAAUACAACAGGGUUAGUUGGUCAAGGUGAAUGGGGCCAUAAUGGUGGUACUGUAGUCACAAAUUCUCAUGAUAACAAUGAACUCGUGAAGGACACUGGCUGGGCCUCUCAUUCCUCCAACUGGACGGCACCUCCUGUCAAUAAUAUAAAGGUGCAGACUGGAAGUUCUCAGUGCUGCGAUUUGCUCAAGGUUAAUGGUUCUUAUUCUGACCAGCCACAGGUGCAUUGUCCAGUAGCCUCAUUCGGAUUGACAACACAGCAAAAUGAAACUUCUGUGCUUCAAGAAAGGAAUUAUGAGGCUGAAAGAUGGAACUCUGGUCCAAAUCAUGGAAGUAGUUCACUUGGAAGCACAAGAUUCCAGAUAACUGGCGGACUGAGUCAUGAGAACCAAUCUGAUAGUCAGGAUUAUUCAGGCCAAUCACGUGGAGAAAGUUGGAGGUCUCCUCCUGCAUAUUCUACUUCAAAAAAUAGGGGUUCUAAUUCUAGUUUUAUUUCUGUUGCUAAGUCCACUGAUUUGCCUAAAAGUAGUAUUGAAAUUGAUAUCACAGAUCUGCCAAGUCCAACACCGAAAACUAGCAACAGAGAUUUGGAAGGCCAGAAUACUAAAAACCAGCAGUCUCUGCAAUCAAAUUUUCCUGUUCAAGAUUCAGGUAUAACAAAACUGCCAAGUCCCACACCAGAGCCUAAUAAUGGAGAUGAAAAAGUUGAUUUGUGUAUCCAAGGGCUGCCCAGUACUGCAGAUGAAAGAGUUGAUUCAAGUAUCCAGAAUCUAUCAAGCUCCCCACCAAAGCCAAGUUACGGAGAUGGGAAGACUGAUACAGGAAUCCAGAAUCUACCAAGUCCUGAUACACCAAGGCUGAGUGGUGGGGACAAGAAAGCUGAUUCAAUUACUGAAAAUCUGCCAAGUUUCUUACUAAAGCUGAGCGAUCAAAACAGAAAUGCUGAUUCAAGUAAUGAAAAUCUGCCAAAUCCCCCACUAAAGCCCCUGAACAUGGAUGACAAAGUUGAUUCAAGUAUGCAAAAUCUUCCAAGUUCCCUGUCAAAGCCAAUACCUGAAGCUGAGAGAGUUGAUUCUAGUGUCCAGAACCUGCCAAGUUCCUUACCAGAACCAAAGGAUGGGAAGCAGACUGUUCAGGUCACUGAGAACAAGAUGUCCGUUUCCUCAGAUUUUCCCGUUCAAGAUUCUGGUCGUAGCUGGAGUAGUGCUUCCAGUCUGGUGGUGGGUGGUCGGACAAAACUUCCUGAAGUGGCUGAGGAAUGGGGUGGAUCUUCCCCUAGUCGCACAAAACCUUCAGCAGAGGAAUGGGAUUCAGGUCUUGUGUCAGUGUCGUCGUUGAAGCUGCCUGAAGUGGUCGGUGAUCAUGCUUCUACUCCAACUUCGAAGUAUGAUCAACUUACUUCAUCCCCAUUAGAUCCUGCUACUAAUGCAUGUAGUUCGCAGGAAAUCUUUACUGAACCUAUUGAGUUUAGCACUUUGGAUGAAGAAUCAGUCUCAGAUCUGCUAGCUGAAGUUGAUGCAAUGGAGUCCCAAUGUGGCUUGGGUUCCCCUACUUCAGUGAUGUAUUCUGGUGAGGAAUUUUUUCAGGAUUCUAGGAAUGAUUGUUUUAUUGAUGGAUUGAGCCCUCCACUUGAUUCAGGAAAAAGUGAUGCAUCGAGUUCAACUGGCAAUAUGCCGUUACCUCAUGAAUCUACUAUGACAUAUGAAGUACCUGGGGCAUCUCAGGCUGACGUUCCCGUAAGUAAAUCUGGUGGACAGUCCUCUACGAGCACUGAAGUGGAGGUGGAAACACAGCGCACCGAUGUUUCACUGGACUGGUCAGAAGCUGGUUCGAGCAGCCAGGUUCCUGCAUCCUCCGCUUCAAAUGAGGGUAACAUUCAUAUACACCCUAAACCCAUGAACUCUGGCAGGGGAACACUGCAGGGAAUGAUGAACUUGGGCUUUGAAGGGUCAACUCAAGGACCAACACAUAUGGGGCGGGUAACAGGCCUGGUGACGGCGCAGGGAAAUGCAAACGUGAGCCGGGGCACUGCAGCUGGGUUUACAGGGUGGGAUAGCCAGUCAAAAUAUGGUGCCGAUAGAGUAAAUGGUUCAAGAGAUGGGGCUUUUCAGGGUUGGGAUUCAGGAUUUGGCAGGGGUAGACCAUCAUGGAAUAGGCAGUCACCAUAUGGUGGAGGUGGUGGUGGAAGUGGCGGUGGAGGAGGAGGAAGUUACUCUAGGCCUCUGCCCAAAGGGCAGCGAAUUUGUAAAUUUUAUGAGAAUGGACGUUGCAAGAAGGGGGCAUUUUGUGAUUAUCUGCACCCAUCAUAACGAAGUUCCGAAGCCAGCCUUCCAUCCAGAUUCCAGAGCCAUUCAAAUAACUGUACAAUCAAUUUUUUUUACUAGUGGGAAAACCGUUUUUAUCUACAAGUUCCCGAUGUUGUAAUAUUACAGAAUAGCACAAUAUGAUUUUUUGCUUAGACAGUGUAGCUUGGCUGAUCAUCAGUACAUUUGUCAUUGGUUGAAUCAACUGCAUAUACACACA